This is a messenger RNA of Penicillium angulare, 591 nucleotides long. RefSeq lists its product as uncharacterized. The record is from RefSeq and is a predicted model, not a curated record. Lineage: Eukaryota; Fungi; Ascomycota; Eurotiomycetes; Eurotiales; Aspergillaceae. The transcript has a single exon. Bases 1 to 591 code for a protein of 196 amino acids.
AUGGACUACUUUGAGCCUAAGCGUGAAGCACUAAAGUACGGCGCCUGCCAGCGUAUUGGAAGAUCGUACCAGCAAUGGAUCGAAAAACGCCUCAGUUCAUACCACGAGCCAUGUCCAAUUCCACUAUGCCAAACUCGAUACGAAAACAUCGGAGCAUGGAAACUCAGAACUCAGGAAUGUCAUUUGCAACAGAAUCCCAGCGAAGAAACCCCCCAUAUACAUACUGUCAUAUUAUCAAAGCUGAUACAAGAAGAAGCAAGCAGUAUCGGCAUCAAGUCCAUUACCGACAAAACCUUCUUGAAACCCAUUGCAUCGGAACGGCUCCCCGGAUUGACCCCGACAUCACACUCAAAUCAUGUGGAGGUGAUGAUUGCCGAAAGAGCUCUGAUUAUUGAAAAGAUGUUCCGGAUAAAUGACCCAUAUGUGUCUGAGAUCGUGCAGUUGCUCUAUAAGAAGUACUUUUCCAUCGACGACCUGAGGCAUAUUCUUGUGAUCGACCUUCCAGAUGACACAGAAACUUAUCUUUUUUCGAAGGUCCAGCUUUACGUUCCAUCGAAUUGUAUUGCUUGGAGAGAGAGACCUGGGAUAUAG